Molecule: messenger RNA, 870 nt
Organism: Penicillium angulare
Lineage: Eukaryota; Fungi; Ascomycota; Eurotiomycetes; Eurotiales; Aspergillaceae
Product: carbon-nitrogen hydrolase family protein
Exons: 4
Coding region: 1-870 (289 amino acids)
Molecular function (GO): hydrolase activity, acting on carbon-nitrogen (but not peptide) bonds, in linear amides
Source: RefSeq, a predicted model, not a curated record
AUGGCACCAACACGUCGAGUUGCAGUAAUCCAGUGGCACAUCAAGGAGCUCGCGAUUGAAGAGAACCACAGCACAGCAUGCGAUUACAUUCGAAAUGCAGCAUCCCAGGGGGCUGAACUGGCUGUCUUACCCGAGUACCACCUAAGCGGUUGGGUGCCGACAGAUCCCCGCUGGGCAGAACAAGCAGGCCAAUCUGCGAAAUACCUUUCAAACUAUCAAUCCCUCGCAAAGGAGCUGAACAUCUGUCUGGUUCCAGGGACCAUUAUCGAAAAGCAUGAAGGACCAAAUGGGUCAACUCUGUAUUAUAAUACGGCAUACUUUAUUUCCAACGAUGGUAGCAUCCUCGGCAGAUACCGCAAGAAGAACAUUUGGCAUCCCGAGCGACCACAUCUCACCUCUUCGGGGCUGGAGAGCCACGCAGCUAUUGAUACGCCGAUAGGUCGGGUCGGCAUGCUUAUCUGCUGGGACCUAGCAUUCCCGGAAGCUUUCCGGGAAUUAAUUGCGGAUGGGGCGGAAAUAGUCAUCAUCCCUACAUUCUGGACACCACGUGAUGCAUCUCCUGAAGCAUUGAAGCAAAACCCUGACUCGGAGGCUCUGUUUCUCUCUUCAACUUUGACUGCUCGUUGUUAUGAGAACACCUGCGGCAUUAUUUUUGUGAAUGCGGCUGGUCCGGCUGCUGAUUUCCUGGGCAUGUCACAGGUUACCCUGCCGCUUGUGGGACCGGUAGCUAAGAUGGGUAGUGAGGAAGGCUUACUCGUCGCUGAUAUGGAUUUGGGAGUGUUGGAUAUUGCGGAGAAAAACUAUAAGGUUCGAGAGGAUAUUCGGAAAGAGGGCUGGCACUAUGUCUACCGUCAUACGUCGAGCGAAUGA